GUCAUAUGCAUGAAGGAGCGCGUCAGAUCUGUCCGGCUGCCUGUCUGUGGCAUCGUGCCAGCACCCGUCAAUGUCAAUGCAGCCAGUAAGCACUGACUAAGAUCUUGAUGCACAUAACCUACACGACGUCAAUCAAGGAAGCACAGCACAUCUACUAUCCCAACAAAAUUCAUCCCACCUUAUGGAAUCAGCCAAAAACGUGUGUGUGGAAAACUGUUGUGGAGCUGACUAACCUCCUUCCUUCCCAUCCAUGUGUGCCCGCAGGUGGAUAUCAGACAAACAGACAGACAGCCUGGCCCGCCAGAGUGCACCCUCUCACGCAGCACUGCCCAACGUUGCCUAAUGCCUAACCAAAAGCCUCCUAGAAAAGAGCAACGUGUGUGUGCGUCGACACACGCUGCUCAGUCACUCGUUGGUGGGCACAGCCAUGAAGCGGUCGCUAUCUCGUUGGGCGUCAUGUGUGGUGGCCAUGCUCGGACGCUCGCCGCCGCCUAUGCCUGCAGCAGCCACAUCUCCAGCUGCCGCGGCGUGCUUGUCGCUCUCUGGUGCAGCAGCUGCAUCCUGGACGACUACGUUGACCGCAUCUGGCUGAAUUCCCAGUGACACGGAGCUGGCAUGAUGGAAAAAUUCACCUUCACCGCGACCAGCUGCAAGCGGGCAAAGACAGAGGGCAAGCUUCUCUCUGUGUCUCUCUCUUGUGUCUCAUGAUCGAUGCUAGCCGAUGCUCACUGAAGUCCUCUUCGAACUGGUUCUGUUCGGUCUUGCUGAGUUCCGACGAGAGCUUGGCGAUCAGCCUGACGCGAUGCAACGUCAGACACAAAGGAAGAGAACGCAGGACAUGGUUGGCAAUCAUAACACGGUGUUGUUGCGUAUCUCCCUCCCUGGCUCACUUGUUUUGCUUCUUGCGCAGCUGCUCUGCGUAUUGGGCGAUGACCUUGUCUCCGUUCAAAAGCUUCAGCCACACGACGAAGAAGAUGAUGGCCAAUCCGAUGAUGGCCACAAUGAUGCUGCCACCAAUCGUGAGGCCAGGCUGUCCGUUCUCCUCCUCGAACAUUUGGCACAGCCCGAAAAGGGCGAAUGGAAUCAGGAAGAAAACCUGCAUACAACGCGUGCAUGCAUCUAUACACAUGUCGUCUCUUGUAUGUAUCCUGACUCGCUUACAGUGACUAUGUAGGCGAUUGGGAACCAGCGGAAGUCAGCCGUGAUUUGGCCGAGGGCAGUGGCCAUGCGGAGCGGCACACGGCGCAUCAUGGGUAUGGGGUACCAAAUGAGGAUGCCGAAUAUGUUAAAGAAGAGGUGGCACAUGGCGAUCUGCAUGCCCUCGGGCUUGUCUGACACUAACGCCGCCAUCACAGAGGUCACCGUCGUCCCAAUCUGCACGUAAGGAGUGAUAGGGAAAUGAACGUGUGACGGCCUUCGUGUGUGAGGAACUCGGCUCGCUCACGUUUGCGCCGAGUGUGAGGGGGUACAUGUGGUGGAGGUCGAUCCCACCCAGGCCCACAAGCGGCGUCAAGACAGAUGUCGUGAUCGAGCUUGACUGCACGAGAAUCGUCAAACCGCAGCCGAUCAACAUGGCCACAUAACCUACACACACGUACACAAAGGGACAGAUGGCAGAUGGAGAGUGGCUGGGCUGGAGCCUCACCCACCGUGUCCCGGAUAGGUCUGAUAGACCACGCGCUCAAACGUCUCCUUAAUGGUGCCGAUCAGGAGGUAGCGAAGCACCUUCACCUGCAGGCCAGUGACAGGGAGUUCAUCGACUUUUGCUCACAUGUAUAGUCACCAUCACUGUGAGAGCCACGAGCAACAGCACCAGACUGACGACGGCGUGAAUACCCCGUAUCGGAACUCGCCAUCCGCCCAGUGGUCGCCGGUCUCAGUGGGGCCCAGCUCCCCGUCAAUCUCAGGCGUAUGCACUUUCUGAGCACAUGAAGGGAGGGGGUGAGGUGUGCAGCAAGUGUAUGUUGUGUGUCUGUCGUAUGCGUCUCCCUGCCUGCCAGGCCAGGCCCUCGAGUAUGAGGUGGUCGACAUAGGCCGGGCUAGUGACGUUGCGCGUGGAGCAGCCCAAGGUGCCGCUGGCCACACCCUUGAUCACUUUCUUGUCGGCCACCAGAAUGUGCUUCGUCACCAUUUUGACGAUCUUGUCAAACGGACCUUCCCACUUUUCGCCCUGAUGUUGUGGAGCGGAACGACCAGACACACACAGAGACAUCCACUUCUCGCCUGCUCCAUGCAUAAAUUGACCAAUGCAUCCAUACCGAUGUGAGCUCCAUGCUAUCCUUAAUUGCAUCACUGAGGUGUUCCAAGACUCCUGAGACUAUCUCCACCGGUAGCAAGACCGCCACAGAAAGCAAAUUAAAACAGUCAUGUACCUACAAUCAUGCAUGCGCGUGCAGUGAGCGAGACACGCUCAUGACACAUUCUCUCUCUCUCUCUCUGUGUGUAUCUGUGUGACAUACCGUGGCCCCCGCGAAGGCCCGCUUAAACUCCCCAAGCUGAUGUAUCUGCCCUAGACUCACAAUGGUGUUCGUCACCGACGUACCGAUGCUGCAUGAGAGGGCGUCACGUGCAGAGAGACAGAGGAUUGAAUGUGUACCCGUCUUAGUGUGCUUACUUGGCUCCCAUGAUGACGGGGAUUGCGAUGUGGACGCUCAGAAGCCCGGAGCCGACCAGCGACACGACGAUGGAUGUUGUCGUGCUGCUGCUCUGCAGGGUCACCGUGGCCAGUAUUCCUGAUGCAUCCAUGAAGAGUCAGGCGGAAAGGAGAGGGGUUCAACCCUAGUAGUUCAUUCCAAGAGAUGCGUACCAGCUGUGAGGCCAGAGAUUGGGUUCUGAAGUUCGCUGAAGAAUUGGCCCAUCCCACAGCUGCCAAUGGUCUUGAAGCUGCAGCCGGGAGGGACAGAACCAUAUGCAGAAAUCCAUGCCUCGACAUGACGGGGCGUCACAGACGGACCUCUCUCCCAUCAGUUUGAGCGCGAUGAGGAAGAGAUAUAGGGCCCCCACGAGUACGACCAGCAGAAGGGACACCUUGAGCCACUCAAGCCACUUCUUCGUCGGCGAGGCCUCACCACCCUCAGCCUCGGCAUCAUCCGGCCGACGAACAACCUCAGAGUCCGGGGCGACGUCAGGGGCGCCUGCCUGGGGAGACUGGGCCAUUGCGGGAAGAGGAAAAUGUCAAAAUUGGG
Messenger RNA from Vitrella brassicaformis, 3185 nucleotides. NCBI's taxonomy places the organism in Eukaryota, Vitrellaceae. The record is from the annotation of a GenBank genome assembly.